ACAGACUUGCUGUGUCUUGCUUUCUUCUGGUUCAAUACUUCUAUUAUAUCUGUUGAUGACUGUUCACUUCAUCGAUAAGAAUUCGUGAAGAGAUCCUGUUUGCCUCCAUUUAUUUCCACGAGCCGGUCUUUAUAACCGUCAAGGAAUUCACGAUUUUUUGUAGCUCAGUCUUCCAAGACUUACUUUUAUUUCGUGCGCCUGGGCAUCGUUAUUCUUGAACAUUUCAAAAUGUUGAAGGGAUUGGUUGCUCUUGUAACUGGAGGUGCUUCUGGGCUAGGGCUUGGAGCUGUACAAAGAUUUGUAAGGGAAGGUGCCAAAGUUGUUAUUGCAGAUUUACCUACUUCCAAAGGAAAAGAGAUUGCUGAUGAAUUAGGAAGUUCGGCUAUAUUUACACCAGUGAAUGUGACAUCGGAAAGCGAUGUAACUGCUGCGUUAGGCGUAACAAAGGAUACUUUCAAGAAACUGGAUGUUGUUGUGAAUACGGCAGGAAUAGCUUGUGCAUAUAAAGUAUAUAACUUUAAUAGACGUGUCCCACACUUGUUAGAAGAUUUUCAAAACGUCAUAAAUGUAAAUGCUGUUGGAACAUUCAAUGUUAUCAGAUUGUCUGUAGAACUUAUGCACGAUAACACGCCAAACGAGGAUGGACAGCGUGGGGUAAUAAUUAACACAGCAAGUGUGGCAGCUUAUGACGGACAAAUGGGCCAGGCAGCAUACUCUGCAAGCAAGGGCGCGGUAGUUGCUAUGACACUGCCAAUAGCUCGCGAUCUAGCGAAGGUUGGCAUUCGCGUUAUGACAAUCGCGCCUGGAUUAAUGGAGACACCUAUGCUGCAAGCGUUACCAGACAAAGUACGUGUAUUUUUACAACAAACGAUACCGUUUCCAAAAAGAUUGGGUAAACCGGACGAGUACGCUCAGCUGGUACAACAUAUCAUUGAGAAUCCUUUACUAAAUGGAGAAGUUAUCAGAUUAGACGGUGCUCUCAGGAUGCAGCCUUGAGAAUUUUGUGCAGGCAUGUGCGAUUAUACCAACAUGAUAUCGGAUUAGGGAUUUAUAAUACAUGGUACCACGGCAUUUGAAACAGAAAUUUGUAAGAAAAGAAAAACAGAAAAAUAUAGAAAUGUAUGCAAGAUGAAUAAAAAACGAUAAU
Dufourea novaeangliae is the source of this 1147-nucleotide messenger RNA. It is a transcript of the gene scu, whose product is annotated as 3-hydroxyacyl-CoA dehydrogenase type-2. Gene Ontology annotation, molecular function: estradiol 17-beta-dehydrogenase [NAD(P)+] activity. Gene Ontology annotation, cellular component: mitochondrion. Gene Ontology annotation, biological process: androgen metabolic process; estrogen metabolic process; fatty acid metabolic process. The record is from RefSeq and is a predicted model, not a curated record. Lineage: Eukaryota; Metazoa; Arthropoda; Insecta; Hymenoptera; Halictidae. The transcript is spliced from 4 exons. The coding region runs from base 229 to 996 and encodes 255 amino acids.